Molecule: messenger RNA, 2146 nt
Organism: Arabidopsis thaliana (thale cress)
Lineage: Eukaryota; Viridiplantae; Streptophyta; Magnoliopsida; Brassicales; Brassicaceae
Exons: 1
Coding region: 436-1794 (452 amino acids)
Source: RefSeq, marked reviewed
UUUGUUUUCUUUGAACUUAACUUAAGAGUUGUUUAUUUCUCAAAGUUAUAACUUAUAAAGAAGAGAUAGCAUUAACUAAUAGUUACCAGAUCGACAGACCGUUAAUGUGUCAGAUAGAUAAGGUAAUUUGGGUAAAACGGUUAAAAGCCUACUUGGUAGAUUUGAGUAAAAUACUAAACAGAGUUUCUUCUUAUUUCUAUGUAUUUAAUUUAUGAUUAGUAAGAUAUGUUACUAGAAAACAUGUGGAGAUGAUAUCGCAAAAGGAUUUGGGAAUUGAAUGCAGUGAGAAGUAGAGUAGGAGUUAGUGGUUGAAGUAAGUUAAUGCAAAGAUUAAAGUAGAUAAUUAAGUGUUGCUAUAUAAUAGACCGUAAUGUUGGUUAUGUUUGAUCAUCGGGCAGUGCACUCUGCAAAUUAACAAACAUACUUCAAAAAAAUAUGGGGCGUCUCGUUAGUGGUGCUACUCUUUUGGCUUUGUUAUGUUUCCAUGUUUUUGUGGUGAAUGUUGUAGCGAGAGAUGUGAGCUCGGGAAGAGAUGAGGAUGAGAAGACGUUAGUUGGAGGAGGAAAGGGUGGUGGCUUUGGCGGUGGAUUUGGAGGAGGAGCCGGUGGUGGAGUUGGAGGAGGAGCCGGUGGUGGCUUUGGAGGAGGAGCAGGCGGUGGGUUUGGAGGAGGUGGUGGUGGAGGUGGAGGUGGAGGUGGUGGUGGUGGAGGAGGCUUUGGUGGUGGAGGAGGUUUUGGUGGUGGACAUGGUGGAGGUGUUGGUGGUGGAGUUGGCGGUGGACAUGGCGGAGGAGUCGGUGGUGGGUUUGGAAAAGGUGGAGGGAUCGGAGGUGGAAUUGGAAAAGGUGGAGGAGUUGGCGGUGGCAUCGGUAAAGGCGGCGGCAUUGGUGGUGGAAUAGGCAAAGGUGGAGGAGUUGGCGGCGGUAUCGGUAAAGGUGGAGGUAUCGGUGGCGGGAUCGGCAAGGGCGGAGGUAUCGGUGGCGGGAUCGGCAAGGGUGGAGGUAUCGGUGGCGGGAUCGGCAAGGGUGGAGGUAUUGGUGGUGGGAUCGGCAAAGGUGGAGGAGUUGGCGGUGGUUUUGGUAAAGGCGGAGGUGUUGGCGGUGGAAUUGGCAAAGGCGGAGGAGUUGGCGGUGGUUUCGGCAAAGGCGGAGGAGUUGGUGGUGGAAUUGGCAAAGGUGGAGGUAUUGGCGGUGGCAUUGGCAAAGGUGGUGGAAUUGGUGGGGGCAUUGGCAAAGGCGGAGGCAUUGGUGGGGGAAUAGGUAAAGGCGGUGGAAUUGGUGGCGGCAUUGGCAAAGGCGGAGGGAUUGGUGGUGGAAUAGGCAAAGGCGGUGGAAUUGGUGGCGGCAUUGGCAAAGGCGGGGGCAUUGGCGGCGGAAUUGGCAAAGGCGGAGGCAUUGGUGGUGGAGGUGGAUUUGGUAAGGGUGGAGGCAUUGGUGGUGGUAUUGGUAAAGGUGGGGGUAUUGGCGGAGGAGGUGGAUUUGGUAAGGGUGGAGGCAUUGGAGGCGGUAUUGGCAAAGGCGGAGGCAUUGGGGGCGGUUUCGGCAAAGGUGGAGGCAUUGGUGGUGGCAUUGGAGGUGGAGGAGGCUUUGGUGGAGGAGGUGGAUUUGGAAAAGGUGGAGGAAUCGGUGGUGGAAUAGGCAAAGGAGGAGGUUUCGGCGGAGGAGGUGGAUUUGGGAAAGGUGGAGGUAUUGGUGGAGGAGGUGGAUUUGGUAAGGGCGGAGGAUUUGGCGGUGGAGGCUUCGGAGGUGGUGGCGGAGGUGGAGGCGGAGGAGGUGGCGGAAUCGGACACCACUAAACAAAAACACAUGAAGAAGUUGCAUUGAGUGCAUGUCUCACGUCACGUACAACAUGGUUUACAAGUUUGAGAGUGUUGUUACCAAAUAUAGUACUAGUUUUAUCUUUUUAUGUACUUUGUCUCUAUUUGAAUUACUAGCUAUGAGUUUUGUUAGACGUACGCACUCUAAUAAUAUUCAUUUUAUCAUGUAAAACGCUAGGACUGUAUUUGGUUGUAAGUCAAUGUUCUUAAAAAAAUAUUGAUGAAGCAAUGUUACAAAUAUAUAGCAACAUGAAAUGCAAAAUUUGUUAAGAAAUGGAAAUAAACAGAUACAAAAAGAGUAUAAGAGUUUCACGGAUAAAUGUUACAUUCG